GUGAUGCUGCAGAGAGCGACGACGAGGAUCCCCGAGACACGGCGCGGAAGAAGCAGGAGGAGGAGGACAAGGAGGCGGUAGGGACCGUCGAGAAGCAGAAGAACUGGAGUUCUGUGAACUUGGCCUUUCAGGAGUCCAAGUUGAACUACCGGGGUAGCUUCUCCGCCUUGUCCUUCACCAACUGGCUGUGGUACAGGUGCGCCUGCUGCCCUUUCUUCACAAGUCCCGGAAAGCACACCUUGAGCUUUUUUGACCCCUACAUCUCGAACCCACGCCCCGGAAAUCGAUAG
This is a messenger RNA of Symbiodinium necroappetens, 290 nucleotides long. The record is from the annotation of a GenBank genome assembly. Lineage: Eukaryota; Dinophyceae; Suessiales; Symbiodiniaceae.